CAUUUGUAAGCGUAUGUUUUGGUAAUAUACUGUUAAAAAGACUUCGCGGACUGGUUUGUAGAACCUGCAGAAGAGCACAAGAUUCGAAGCUUUCAAAAAUACUUCACUAAGAACACAACUGAGAAACUGCUGGCAGUGUGGCUGCUUACCUGCUAUUCAACACAUCAGCUAUGAUGGACACCCCACAAUAGCUGCUGCAAAUGAAAAUGGAUGAUAUGUCACUGUCAGGCCUGGAUAACACCAAACUAGAGGCCUUGGCGCAUGACAUCUACACAGAUUUGGUGGAGGAUGCAUGUUUGGGACUUUGCUUCGAAGUGCACCGCGCUGUCAAGCAAGGCUACUUCUUUCUGGAUGAGACGGACCAAGAAAGCAUGAAAGAUUUCGAAAUUGUGGACCAGCCAGGGCUGGAUAUCUUUGGUCAGGUGUACAACCAGUGGAAAAAUAAGGAGUGUGUGUGUCCCAACUGCAACAGGAGUAUAGCGGCCUCACGCUUUGCACCCCAUCUGGAGAAGUGUCUGGGUAUGGGUCGCAACAGCAGUCGCAUCGCCAGCCGCAGGAUAGCCAGCAGCAACAACACCAGCAAAUCAGAAAGUGACCAAGAGGACAAUGAUGACGUCAACGACAAUGACUGGUCAUACGGUUCAGAAAAGAAACCCAAGAAGAGAAAACCAGACAAGAAUCCCAAUUCACCCAGAAGAUCCAAAUCCCUGAAGCAUAAAAACGGAGAGCUCAGUGGUAGUGUAAAUCCUGACCUAUACAAGUACAACUACAGUUCUGGGAUCAGCUAUGAGACCCUGGGGCCAGAGGAGCUCAGAUCUGUUCUUACUACGCAAUGUGGGGUGGUAUCAGAGCAUACUAAGAAGAUGUGCACAAGGUCCCAGCGCUGUCCCCAGCACACGGACGAGCAGAGGAGGGCGGUCAGAGUUUUCCUCCUGGGGCCGUCCGCGUCAUCACUGCCCAGCUCCGAAUCACUGCUGGACAACGAUGGUUAUGAUACCCCUGACGGACAGCUCAUCAUGUCUCGCCUCCAGUGGGACGGCUCGUCGGACCUCUCACCCUCAGACUCCGCCUCCUCAAGAGCCAGUACCAAUAACUCCGACUCGAAGAGACCCAAGAAAAAGAAGAAACCCAGCUCGCUUCUUGUGAGCAGCGCUGGAGGGAGCGAGAGGGAAAAAGCGAUGGAGCGAGGAGAAAAGGAAAGAGGAGGAACAGGAGGAGGAGGGAGUAUCAGUGGGAGUGGACUGGCUGGGGUCAGCGGUAGCAGCUCCCAGAAUGCCAUAGCUUUGUCCAACCGGAAAAAGAGACCGAGACUGCCUGCUCCACCAGCGCCAACCAUUUACGAUGAGCUGAACUAAAGAGAAGUCCAUGGGCCACUGUCGUCUGAUGUUUUUUUUUUUGCACAACAGACCUAACUGGAAUGCUCCGGUCUGAUCUGUAUCCGUCGCAUUUGUGUCUGUACAGUUAAACCCUGAGCCAGUAAGCCACCUAAGCCAGUCUGAGAGUCCACACCCAUAUUUUCAAAUAUUAAUAACUUACUAUAUUUGUAGGACCGUCCUACUAACCACACGGGGGUUUGUUGAACCCUCUAACCCCCAUUAUUACAAUACGCGCAGGAAUAUACACCGAUCAGCCAUAACAUUAAAACCACCUCCUUGUCUCUACACUAUAGGAGCACUUUGUAGUUCUACAAUUACUGACUGUAGUCCAUCUGUUUUGCUGCAUGCUUUUUAGCCCCCUUUCAUGCUGUUCUUCAAUGGUCAGGACCACAACAGAGCAGGUAUUAUUUAGGUGGUGGAUCAUUCUCAGCACUGCAGUGACACUGGCAUGGUGGUGGUAUGUUAGUGUGUGUUGUGCUGGUAUGAGUGGAUCAUUAAACACCGUGUCCACUCACUGUCCACUUUAUUAGACACUCCUACCUACUUGGUCCACCUUGUAGAUGUAAAGUCAGAGACGAUCGCUCAUCUAUUGCUGCUGUUUGAGUUGGUCAUCUUUGAGAUGUUCAUCAGUGGUCACAGGACGCAUUGUGUAGAAGAAGCUCAUAUCAUUUAUUAUUAUUGUUAUUUUUAUUAUUUAAGUAUCUAGUAUCUAACUGCCUAGAACCCUUAUGUUAACAGUUUAAAGAUCCCACCCACAUAGUCCGGUCAUCCCCCUAGCAGACACAGUAGCCAAUUAGAGUCUGCUGCAGGCACUGCCAAAUAUGCCCACUAGAUGGCGCCCAGUCGACCGGUGGCAACACCGAGUUUCGAACCGAGGAGUUCAGAAUCUCGGUGCUGGUGUGCUUGCGGAAUAUCCCACUGCGCCACCUGGGCGCCAAUACUAGUUAAAUUUACUCGUAGACAUUGUUUAUCUACCGAUAUAACCCUAUACUGCUGACUGGGGAGCUUCGCAACUGACACACGUCCCCUCCGACACGUGUGCAGUGCCGACUGCAUCUUCUUACCUGCACGAGGCGAGUUCAUAUGUGGAUCAGACCCUGAUAAGCAUUAUUCCCAUCAAUCAGCCAGCAGAGGUCGUAAUUGCACCAGUUAUGAGGAACCCUGGUCUGGCUAAUCCCACCCUGUGAACGACAGCCAAUCGUUCAUGUUCAUGUAGCCGCCCAGCCCAGGUGGAUGGCAGAGCUGAGAUUUGAUAAGAUGUAUUCGAAUCCCAGCUCUGGUGUGCUAGCGUAUUUUACUGCUGUGCCACCUAGGCGCCCAACAGGUAGUUUUUUAUACUAGAUUUAAUACUAGUAGACAUUGUUUAUUGUAAAUCCCAUUUUACUCACAACUUGAACAUGAAAGUCUAGGGUCAGCUUUAGACUGUUUUUCUGUCUUGAAAUCGUCUAUGGUGCAACUUACUAGAGAUGCUGUAUGGAUACAGUACAGUUUUUUUUCUACAUGAUGAAUUGUGCAUUUGUACACGAUCAGCCAUAACAUUAAAACCACCUCCUUGUUUCUACACUUACCAUAUAGAAGCACUUUGUAGUUCUACAAUUACUGACUGUAGUCCAUCUGUUUCUCUACAUAUAUUUUUUUAGCCUGCUUUCACCCUGUUUUUCAAUGGUCAGGACCACCAGAGAGUAAGUAUUAUUUAGGUGGUGGAUCAUUCUUAGCACUGCAGUGACACUGACAUGGUGGUGGUGUGUUAGUGUGUGUUGUGCUGGUAUGAGUGGAUCAGACACAGCAGCGCUGCUGGAGUUUUUAAAUACUGUGUCCACUCACUGUCCACUCUAUUAGACGCUCCUACCUAGUUGGUCCACCUUGUAGAUGUAAAGUCAGAGACGAUCGCUCAUCUAUUGCUGCUGUUUGAGUUGGUCAUCUUCUAGACCUUCAUCAGUGGUCACAGAUAGCUGCCCACGGGGCGCUGUUGGCUGGAAAUUUUUGGUUGGUGGACUAUUCUCAGUCCAGCAGUGACAGUGAAGUGUUUCAAAACUCCAUCAGCACAACACACA
This is a messenger RNA of Trichomycterus rosablanca, 3430 nucleotides long. RefSeq names its product ataxin 7 like 3a (gene atxn7l3a). The record is from RefSeq and is a predicted model, not a curated record. Lineage: Eukaryota; Metazoa; Chordata; Actinopteri; Siluriformes; Trichomycteridae. Bases 201 to 1355 code for a protein of 384 amino acids. The transcript has 14 exons. Gene Ontology annotation, molecular function: transcription coactivator activity. Gene Ontology annotation, biological process: regulation of transcription by RNA polymerase II; positive regulation of DNA-templated transcription. Gene Ontology annotation, cellular component: SAGA complex; DUBm complex.